GCGGUGGCCUGGGCCCCGGCGGGGGCGGGCUCCUCAAUGGACCCGGCGGGGCGGAGCCGGAGAGGCCAGGGCGGGCCGGGGCCGCGGCCGAGACUAGAGCCAGGGGCGGGACCAGCCGCCGCCGUCUCCGUCUCGGUGUUCCGUCCCCCACAGCGCCCGGCAGUAGCCGCGGGAGAAGCGGAAACUGCCGGGUGUGCCCCGUUUGGAGCCGAGCCGGCCGAGAGCGCGCCGAGGAGCUGCAGGGCGGCCUCCCUCCGGCCCCCGCAGUCCCGCAACCCGUCCCCGCCCCGGCUCCGCCCGAGCUCGCUGCGGACCCCCGGACCGGCCCCCGCGGCCCGAGCGAGCCCACCUUAGCCCAUCCGCGCCCACCUGAGGCUGCGCCAUGGCG
Molecule: messenger RNA, 388 nt
Organism: Choloepus didactylus (southern two-toed sloth)
Lineage: Eukaryota; Metazoa; Chordata; Mammalia; Pilosa; Megalonychidae
Product: atherin-like
Exons: 2
Coding region: 37-354 (105 amino acids)
Source: RefSeq, a predicted model, not a curated record